AUGGCGACUGGAUAUUCGGUGGACGUGAUUGCCGGACCUGAGUCCAAGUCUGAUGCAACCAAAUCUGAGGUUCAAGACAGCGUUGGCCCACUCGAUGCCGAUCCCUCACGCGAGGUCUCGAAGAAGCGUCAAAGCUUGUCCGAUAUCUUUACAAUUUUCGCAAGCGGUUUUGCGCUGAUCAGUGAUGGAUAUCAGAACAACCUCAUGACCAUGACCAAUGUUCUUCUGAAGAAAGAAUAUCCAAAGGAGUACACAUCAACUGUGAGCACUCGUGUGUCUAAUGCGCUGCUGGUCGGUGAGAUUAUCGGUCAAGUUGUCAUUGGUUUGACUUGUGACUAUCUCGGUCGGAAGACCGCCAUCGUUUUUACUACACUCAUGAUUGUCAUCGGUGGAAUCCUCGCCACUGCAUCUCAUGGAGUUACCAUUGACGGCAUGUUCUGGAUGAUGACAGUGGCGCGUGGUGUAGUCGGUUUCGGUACUGGCGGCGAGUACCCUGCAUCGUCAACAUCGGCCUCGGAGUCUGCCAAUGACUUAAUGCCCAAGCACCGUGGCCCAGCCUUCAUCAUGGUGACCAACUUCCCGUUGUCUUUCGGUGGGCCAUUUGCGGUGUCGAUCUUUUUGAUCGUACUGAUAGCUUGUGGGCAGUCCCAUUAUAGUACCGUGUGGCGGGUAUGCUUUGGGAUUGGAUGUAUCUGGCCACUGUCCGUCUUCUACUUUCGAAUUCGGAUGUUGAACUCGGCGCUCUAUCGUCGUGGUGCUAUCAAGAGACAUGUUCCUUACAUGCUCAUUCUCCGGUACUACUGGAAAUCACUGAUCGGAACCUGCGGUGCCUGGUUCCUUUAUGACUUUGUCACUUUUCCGAACGGUGUCUUCUCAGGCACGAUCAUUUCAUCCGUGGUCAAGAAUAGUACAAUCCGCUCCACAGGCGAAUGGCAACUUCUACUCGGAGCAAUCGCCCUCCCAGGUGUCUUCCUCGGCGCUCUCCUUUGCGACCGCGUCGGACGCAAAAACAUCAUGAUGAUCGGAUUCAGCGGAUAUCUCAUCUUCGGAUUGAUAAUUGGCUGUGCCUAUGAUAAAAUUACCAAGAUCAUCCCGCUUUUCGUCGUCUUCUACGGACUAAUGCAGAGUUCCGGCAACUUUGGUCCUGGAAACAUGCUUGGUUUGCUCUCCUCUGAGUCGUAUGCUACCGGUGUGCGAGGAACGUGCUAUGGUCUCUCAGCCGCGGUCGGAAAGGCCGGUGCCGCCAUCGGAACGCAGGCCUUUACGCCUAUCGAAACUAACCUGGGCAAAAAAUGGACGUUCAUCAUUGCAGCUAUUUGUGGCGUUGUGGGUAUCUUGGUGACUUAUUUCUUCGUGCCCGAUCUCUCGGGUGAGGAUUUGCGAAUCCGCGAUGAGACAUUCCGUGCGUAUCUUGUUUCUAAGGGGUGGGACGGUGCAAUGGGUGAAGACGAUCUGCAGGCCGCUGCGGACCAGGGGAUCUCCCCAGCGAUUGCUCAUGAGAGCGCGCCCACCAAGAAGGGCUGA
This is a messenger RNA of Penicillium pulvis, 1524 nucleotides long. RefSeq names its product Glycerophosphoinositol permease 1. Gene Ontology annotation, cellular component: plasma membrane. The transcript has 6 exons. Gene Ontology annotation, biological process: carboxylic acid transport; transmembrane transport. NCBI's taxonomy places the organism in Eukaryota, Fungi, Ascomycota, Eurotiomycetes, Eurotiales, Aspergillaceae. The record is from RefSeq and is a predicted model, not a curated record. The coding region runs from base 1 to 1524 and encodes 507 amino acids. Gene Ontology annotation, molecular function: carboxylic acid transmembrane transporter activity.